GAACUCUAAUUCAACUGAAGACAUUAACAUCAUAGUACAGCAGUGGGUGGGUGUACAGUGAAGGCCAGGACGCUGAAAAAGCACGUGGUGGUAUAUGUGCUCACUCGUAGGCUUUUGAUGUGACUGGAGCAGAAGCAAAGCCAUGGGAAGGCCGGUGACCGUAGCUCCUCUGAUCCUGUUUGCUGUGAUGCUGCUGGGGACUGAGGCCAAAGAUUGUGUAUGCAGUGGAAGAUCAAGGUGCCAGUGUGCCGGAGUGAAAGGCAGCCGGGGAGACAAAGGUCUUCCAGGAGCCGUCGGUCCCCUGGGGCCAGUGGGCCGUCCAGGGCCGGAUGGUCACGCCGGACCGAUGGGACCAAAGGGAAACACUGGGCCUGUUGGACCUGUGGGACCAAAAGGCGAUCCGGGACCUGAAGGAAAAGAAGGAUUUGCUGGGUCUCACGGUUUACCGGGUACCCCAGGUUUGCAAGGGCCUCCGGGAGAGCCAGGGGCUCCAGGGUGCAACGGAACAGAUGGAGACGAUGGAGAUCCUGGUACUGACGGGGUCCGUGGCUUUGAUGGACUUCCAGGUCCACCUGGUCAACCUGGACCUAAGGGUGAACCGCCGGUAUCAGUGACAGCAAUAGCAGGGCAACUUGGACCACCUGGGAUGCAAGGAGAGCCGGGAGUUUCAGGUGUCCGUGGAGAGCAAGGGCCACAAGGGGACCCUGGACCGCGAGGCUCUGAUGGUUUUCCUGGUCGUUCAGGGGCUCCGGGGCCAAAGGGUCAAGAAGGUGUAGGAGGUAACCUAGGACCUCAUGGGCCCAAGGGAAGACCAGGGCCAGUGGGCCCACCAGGCCCACCGGGUCGGAUUAAGGAGUUUUUGUCUGGGGGUCUUACAUUAAAGGGUGGAAAAGGAGACAGGGGAGCCGCUGGGGGAAAAGGCUGCAAGGGGGAACCAGGAGACCCUGGUUAUGCCUAUCUCACCAAAGGAGCAAAGGGAGACAAAGGACAGGAGGGUCCAGAGGGAAAGCUGGGGAAGGAUGGUGAUCCUGGAAUACAUGGAUUCAGGGGAAGGCCUGGCCUCAGAGGCGACCCAGGAUACCCGGGGACACCAGGAGGGCAGGGGGAAAAGGGAAACAGGGGUCCCCCUGGUCCACCUGGAGCUAUACAAGGGCCUCUGACUGAACCUCUUAAAGGAUACCGUGGAGAUCCUGGUGCCAGAGGCCAUCCUGGACUUCCCGGGCAACCGGGUGUUGUGGGGUUUCCUGGACCACCUGGACCUCCAGGCUAUGCAUCUGGGAUUUAUGUGCCAGGCCCACCUGGUCCCACUGGCUAUCCAGGCGAGAAAGGGGACCCUGGGGAGCCUGGCGGGAUUUAUCAUGGACUCCCAGGUCCUGAUGGGGAUGUUGGUGAUCCUGGGCCCCUUGGGGAUCCGGGCCCACCUGGACCUCCUGAAGACAGAACCAACAGGAUUACCAAGGGUCUCCCAGGAAUGAAGGGAGUGAGGGGUAUACCUGGACCUAUGGGAUAUGAUGGGGUGUUUGGAAUGAAAGGAGUGAAGGGGGAGCCCUGUUACAAUUGUCCUGCAGGAUCAGGACCACCAGGUCCCCGUGGUCCACCUGGCGCCCAUGGCUACACCCCAGGACCAGGUGCUAAAGGCGAUCCAGGUUACCCAGGACCAAGAGGAAUUCCUGGAAGACCAGGUCCUACUGGUGUAGCAGGAUUUCCAGGCCCUCCUGGGCAAAAGGGAGAGUCAUCUUCCUAUGACAUCCCUGGAAUAAAGGGAGAAAAAGGACAUCCAGGACAUCCUGGCAGGCCUGGCGCAGGUGGCCGCCCUGGCAUUCCUGGACUACCAGGUCGCAAAGGCAGUCAAGGAUAUCCAGGGGAUUCGUACCCCAUCACCGGUCCAGAGGGAGAUCGUGGUUUCCCGGGUCCAACAGGACUGCAAGGCAGACCAGGACCAGAUGGCUACCCUGGUCCACCGGGAUAUGGCCCUGUUGGAUUUCCAGGAAUUAAGGGAGAUGAUGGGGUGCCUGGCCUGCCAGGACUGCCUGGAACUCCAGGCCAAAAAGGGGAAUCUGGCCACUACCAUGCCAAAGGACUUCCUGGUCCACCUGGUUUUAAAGGUCGCUCUGGCUCACCUGGAGGCCGAGGUUAUAACGGAGUUCCAGGUGCCCCAGGAACACCAGGUUCGCCAGGCCAGAAAGGAGAGAGAGGUGACGUGACAUUUCCUGGAAGGCCUGGUCCUGAGGGACAGAAAGGUGACAAAGGGCAGCCAGGUCUACCAGGCCAACCAGGAUGGGGCUUGGCUGGUCGACUAGGUCCACCAGGCAUUCCUGGUCCUCCAGGACUUAAGGGUGAUGGUGGCCCUGGAUACACUGGACCUGCAGGCCUCCCGGGGCGUCCAGGAGCAGAUGGAGAUCAGGGACCUGUAGGAGAUCCUGGAAGCCCUGGCCCACCUGGGUUCCCAGGAAUAAUUGGCAUUCCUGGGGUUCCAGGAGAAAAAGGAAAUAAAGGUCUUCAAGGCCUCCCAGGACCAUUUGCUGAUAAAGAUUCAUGUAAAGGUUUAUCUGGACCAGCAGGACCACCUGGACCAGAUGGUUCUCCAGGACAUCCAGGAGCUAGUGGCUUGACUGGUGAGAAGGGGGAUGCAGGUUUGCCAGGGUUUGGUCGUCCUGGUCCCCCUGGUGAACCUGGUCUAAUUGGGCUAUCAGUGCCAGGUUCAAGUGGGCCCCCAGGACAUAAAGGGAUCAAGGGACAAGGCGGCCGUCCUGGUCAACCAGGACUGAGAGGAGACCCUGGACCAGAUGGGACAUCAGGGUAUGGACCAGAAGGAUUGCCUGGAGUUCUGGGACCGCCGGGCCAAAUAGGUGCCCGAGGCCCAGAUGGAGCCAGAGGUCUACCAGGUCCACCAGGCAUGCAUGGGGAGCCAGGUUACAGAGGUCCUCCAGGCCCUGCAUCACCAAUAAGUAUAAUAUCUGGGCCCCCAGGGGAUCCUGGUGAUCAAGGUCAGCCUGGUCUUCCCGGACCACAAGGAGAUACCGGAAGUAUUGGAGCAAAAGGGCAUAGAGGGAGAGACGGAGCACCAGGGCCUGUUGGACAAAGGGGUGCCCCAGGUAAUCCAGGUCUUGAUGGAACAGUGCACUUACCAGGAAAUCAAGGACCCCCUGGUGCCUCAGGAGACACAGGAUUCAAAGGGCUUCCAGGCCCAAAGGGAAUAAAAGGAGAACAAGGAGUCCCUGGAGGCACUGGUCCAGAUGGUGCACCUGGUUCACCUGGUUACAAAGGAGCCAAAGGAGACCCAGGCAACUGUGGAUAUGGAGUGCCGGGACCAAUAGGACAAAAGGGUGAACCAGGAUUGAUCAAUACUGAUGUGAUGAAGGGUCAGAAAGGAGAACCUGGUGUUACUGGACCUGGAGGUAUACCAGGGUACCAUGGAGCCAAAGGAAACCCAGGACCUGUUGGACACGAUGGUCCAUCGGGUUAUCAAGGACCUAAAGGUUCAGAUGGACCUCCAGGAGCGAAAGGACACAGAGGACCUUACGGACCAGCAGGUCACCCUGGUCCAUCAGGAAUAGGUGGUGUUCCAGGUCCUAAAGGCCACCAGGGCCGGGAUGGGUUCCCUGGACCACCAGGGCAAAAAGGAGAUACUAUCGUGAUAGGAGGGACUCCUGGCCCACAUGGUGAUCCAGGUCAACCAGGUCCUGCUGGAAGCCCCGGUCCACCUGGCUUGUCUGCUACAGGGUAUCCUGGACCGACAGGAGACAGAGGAUUACCAGGUCCACCUGGGCUUUCUGGUCCAAGAGGAUCACCAGGAAGAGAAGGAGCUUGUCUGCCUGGGUCAAAAGGAGAUCUGGGUUAUCCUGGAAGUCCAGGUUCACGAGGCUAUCCUGGCUCACCUGGUCCUCCUGGUCCCACAGUGCCAGGGUUAAAAGGAGAACCAGGAGACCUUGGUCCAAUAGGAAGCCCAGGCUAUAGUGGACCCCCAGGAGAUCUGGGCCCUCAAGGACCACCUGGUGUAAGAGGCAGACCUGGAGGACAGGGACCAAGAGGUGAUCCUGGUCCUCCUGGACACCAAGGGCCUCUGGGUUACAAGGGAGACCCUGGAUACAGCCCAGGCCCACCUGGACCGCCUGGGAUGAAAGGUUUUCCUGGACGACCUGGCCUCAAAGGUGAACCAGGAAUUGGCAGAUGGAUGUAUAAACCAGGACCAUCCGGCUUACCUGGUCCCAAUGGCAAUCGAGGACCUCCAGGGAUAGCAGGACCACCAGGACCACCAGGCCGUUCAGGCCGGCCGGGCAUCAAAGGAGCACCUGGUCGGGGCCCAGUCGGCCCACCGGGGUUUACUGGCCACAAAGGAGACAAAGGAAGAGCAGGAUUACCAGGUCCACGUGGCAGACUUGGAGAUCCAGGCAACAAGGGUCCUUCAGGGUUACCGGGCAGAGGCAGCCCGGGUUUUGUUGACACUUUCCUGAUAGCUAGACACAGUCAGAGCAUCCGUGUCCCUGACUGCCCUACUGGCACUAGCCUUAUGUUCUCAGGCUACUCCUUCCUCUUCAUCAACGGAAAUGAGAGAGCUCACGGUCAGGACCUUGGUACCAUGGGCAGCUGUCUCCCUCGUUUCUCCACAAUGCCCUUCAUGUUCUGCGACACCGAGAGCAACUGCCGCUACGCUUCACGUAACGACUACUCCUACUGGUUGUCCACUGACAAGCCAAUGCCUGCUAACAUGGUUUCAAUCACAGGGGAUGGGCUGGCCUCGUACAUCAGCAGGUGCUCAGUGUGUGAAACCACCUCCAAUGUUAUUGCCGUGCACAGCCAGACAACUCGGAUUCCUGAAUGUCCUCGAGGCUGGGAGUCCCUGUGGAGUGGAUACUCAUUUGUCAUGCAAACUGGUGCUGGUGCAGACGGCUCCUCCCAGCCGCUGGUUUCUCCUGGCUCUUGUCUGGAAAGCUUCCGUCAAGUGCCCUUCAUCGAGUGUCACGGCAGGGGGACGUGCAACUACUACCCUGAUUCCUAUAGCUACUGGCUGGCCUCGCUGGACCCUAAAAGCAUGUUCAGUAAAACCAUUCCUCGGACAGUGAAGGGGCCGUCCACGCUCGAUGUCAUCAGCCGUUGUCGAGUCUGCAGGAAGUCGUCAUCUGGCGGGGAUCAGAGACGUGGGGACAAUUAAUAUUUAACAUCGAGCAUUUCCUGUUUUUCAGUGUCAUUUAAAGCUGCUGUAAAUGUUAUCAUCAGUUGGCUCACCACUUCUCCGUUUUUCAGUUAGCAAUCCCCUCGCUGUCACCACACGAAUGUGCAGCAUUAAUCGCCAGACAUUGCAGCAAACAGGAGGACCCUGCUGUCUGCGCUUAUACAAGCGGACAGGACCGCCUCUUUUUUGUGAGUGUUGAUAAAGUUUUUAAAACAAACUAGUGCAGACAGAACAACAAAAGCAAACAAACAAACAAACAAACAAACAAAAGCGACAGGGAGAAAUAUGAGAGAGAGAAAAAAUACAUAUAUACCGACAUGUGUACACAAUCGGGAGCCCAAGUGGAGACAGGCAGGUCGGGACAGUAAAUGAAUAUCAGCUAUCCCCUUCAAGGUUUGUUUGUUUGUUCUGUGUUUGGCUGUUUGUUUUGGAGCUUUGGACCGCUCCCAGAAACGAAGGAGGAUGCUGGACCAUUUUUGUCCUCUCCAUGCUGGACCAGUCUCAGACCGAUUAGACGGGAGUCUGUACAAUGAGGAAGGAUUGCUUUUUAUUUCAUUUUUAUUUAUCUAUAUUAUCGUAAGAGGUAGGGAGGGGGGUAACCAUGCCAGGACAGGACCCCCUCUUAAUGGAAUUUUCUGCCCUGAUUGGAUAAAGUGGGCAGGGAUACCAGAAGAGAGAGAUGGGUUACUGACCAAACACUCUAUUACAGCAAUUACUGCAAUUUAGAGCCACUUCAUAGAUUGUUUUAAGAGAAAUGUGUCACUUACAGCAGCUUUAAAGAAUGAAGAUAUGAGAAAUGUGAGAUAAAAACUGUCUAGAUGGUGUGUGGUGUUCAUAUUUGUUUGGUGAACGGGUGCAAAUCUGAAUCGAAUAUCUACAUCUACAAUGCUACAUCUUACAUUCUUCUAUUUUUUGUGAUUUUCCCUUAUGUCUUUUAAUAUAAUAAAUAACCGACAAUUAGAUAUUGAACACAAGCUAUCCGAGACCUCGACAAUCCUAGGUUGUGAUCAUGUGUACCUUCAUUGAUAAUAGCACAGCACCCACCUUGACUAUGUACCAAAUGUCCUGAUCUGUGCGGACAGCCAAACUACUACUUUCACCUCUUGAUACAGUGCUGAUUUGUGGCUUCUUUCCAUGUACCUAGAGGAGAUCUGGUUGAAUCUGGUAAAAAAAAAGUUUGAGUCUGUCACAACAAAUGACACACGCGUUCCUGUGACAUCUUGAGAGGAAGCGUGCCAUAAAUGUGACGCUCGCUGUGGGAUUGUUAUGUUGUCGUGUUUUCACCCGCAGAUAUCGUGCGUCACUUGUGCCGGUCGCUGUAAAAAGCUUUUCUUUGAUGUUAAAUGGUGCAUGGAAGAAGCUCACGUAUUAUGAGUCACGCUGCCUGCAACUUUUUCCAGAUCCAUUUCAAAAUUAACCUGCUAAAUGAAAGGCAGCGCUGCAAUCAAACUGCUGCUACUGCCUCUGUGGCUUCAGGACAGAAAAUGCGCAUUAGGAUCCCGAGAGUAAACAGUACGUGUUGGAAAUUAUUUUUUUUUAUUUUUUGUUGUGUCAUUUUGGGGUGGCAAUAUGAAAAUAAAACACAAAUCAAGUGAAA
Acanthopagrus latus (yellowfin seabream) is the source of this 6770-nucleotide messenger RNA. RefSeq names its product collagen alpha-1(IV) chain-like. Bases 143 to 5152 code for a protein of 1669 amino acids. Gene Ontology annotation, molecular function: extracellular matrix structural constituent. The record is from RefSeq and is a predicted model, not a curated record. NCBI's taxonomy places the organism in Eukaryota, Metazoa, Chordata, Actinopteri, Spariformes, Sparidae. The transcript has 52 exons. Gene Ontology annotation, cellular component: collagen trimer; basement membrane.